Molecule: messenger RNA, 706 nt
Organism: Drosophila ananassae
Lineage: Eukaryota; Metazoa; Arthropoda; Insecta; Diptera; Drosophilidae
Product: rRNA-processing protein EFG1
Exons: 2
Coding region: 296-646 (116 amino acids)
Source: RefSeq, a predicted model, not a curated record
AACAAAACAUCUAAGUACACAUAACGUAUAAGAAUUUUUUUAGAAUAUCUAGCAAACCCACUGACCUUGGCUCACUCGAUAUUCGCAUUCAGAUAACCUGAGUAAAUAUUUUCCUAGUUGGUUUAAUUCAGAAUUCUGGGGCAGGGAAUUCUGUUCAUUUUGUGUUGUGGCCGAAUUCAAGCUAAUAGGUUAAACAAUUUGCAACAAGGCCUUUGCCAAAAAAUUUCGUAUAAAAGCUGGUGGUGAAAGUUCACUCAGCAUCGAAAGCAUCUCAAGCAUCAUUCAAUCACUAAAUAUGCAGUCCAACAAAGUUUUCUUCCUGGUAUUCGGUAUCCUGGCUGUGGUGUUCGUGGCCAACGUGUCUUCCGCUGCCAUUGAUGACGAGGAUGUGAUUAGUGAUCGUCGCUACCGCUGGGAUUCGUCGGAGCAGGAAUCUGAUGAGAAACCCAAGUACUUGGAGCAGGCUGAUGACGUAGAAGAUGAUGACGAUCAGGAUAGCGAAUCUGCACAGGAUGAUGACGACAGCGAAGGAUCCGAUGAGGAUGGCAGCGUCUAUGUGGUCUCCGAGUGGUACGAACCCCUUGACGGAAAAUCCUGGGAAGAGUUGGAAAACGACUCCGAUGAAAGCGACUCCGAUGAAUCUUAAAUAUUCUGAUUUUCAACCUUCAUUAAUUGUUUUUAUAAUCAUUAAUUAUAUUCUGUUGAA